Molecule: messenger RNA, 1079 nt
Organism: Lemur catta (Ring-tailed lemur)
Lineage: Eukaryota; Metazoa; Chordata; Mammalia; Primates; Lemuridae
Gene: KLRB1
Product: killer cell lectin like receptor B1
Exons: 6
Coding region: 402-1079 (225 amino acids)
Source: RefSeq, a predicted model, not a curated record
UUGUAUUAAAUAUUACUUAUCUUAAUUACUGGGUUGUUGGGGGCUUUUAAAUUUGAACCCUAGGUGAGUGUUUCAUUUGCCUCACCCUGAUCCUGGCCCUGAGAUAGAAGCUCAGAAGGGAUGGUCAGAGGAACAAGAACAAACAAGUCCUUCCAGAAUUUUGUCAAAAACAGAUGAAUUGAGAAAAAUAGAUAUUACAUAUUGAAGUAUAAUGGACACACAAUAAGUGGAUCAUCUCAAUAAUUGGUGGAGAAACCCCACAACUAGAAGUGUGGGCGGGUGGGGACAAAAGAGAGACAACAAAGCGUUUCAGGCAGGACACUUCCUUUCGCUGAUUUUGCCUCAUAGAAUUGGGGGUUUGUUCUUAUACACAAGUUUAAUGUCACCUUCUCCUGUCUGCAAUGGACAGACAAGUGAUAUAUGCUGAUUUAACAGUAUCCAGGGAUCCAGGCCCUGAAAGCUCGUCACCCUCAUCUCUUCCUCGGGACAUCUGUCAGGGUCCACGCUGGCAUCAAUUUGCUCUGAAACUUGGCUGUGCUGGAGUUACUCUUCUUGUCUUAGCUGUGAUCGGGUUGACUAUUACAGUAAUGUUCUUAAUACAAAAAUCAUCAAUAGAAAAAAGCAGUGUGGAUGUUCAACAGAACAGGAGUGAAACAACAGAGAGCCUGGGUCUGUCAGAGUGCCCAGAAUCUUGGCAGUCACUCCAAAAGAAAUGCGUGCUUUUUUCUCAGGGUAUCGACCUUUGGAAUAACAGUCUAUCCUACUGUUCCACAAAAGAAUCCAGUUUGCUUCUUAUUCAAGAUCAGGAAGAAUUGAGACUCAUACGGAAACUGAUGAAGGAUAAAGGAAUUAACUUUUGGAUUGGAUUAAAUUUUGCAUUAUUAGAGAAGAAGUGGAAGUGGAUAAAUGGGUCUUUUUUAAAUUCUGCUAUAUUAAAAAUUAAAGGUUAUGCUGAAGAAAACAACUGUGCUUCCAUCUCAAAAACAACUGCUUAUUCUGAAGACUGUUCUACAGAUAAUAAAUGGAUUUGCCAAAAAGAACGAAAUCCUGUCAUAAAUAAAGUUUGUCCUGACUCUUGA